Messenger RNA from Thelazia callipaeda (thelaziosis nematode), 336 nucleotides. The record is from the annotation of a GenBank genome assembly. NCBI's taxonomy places the organism in Eukaryota, Metazoa, Nematoda, Chromadorea, Rhabditida, Thelaziidae.
AUGAAAGACAAGCAUUUUGGAGUAUUAUUUAUUUAUUAUUUAACAUUACUCAUAAUAUGCCACCUAAUCUUGCAAGGAGGUUGUUCUGAAGGCAAUGAUGGAAUCAUGCAGUUAUGUCCUUCAGGUGGUGAAUCUUUUAACACUGCUUGGCAGUUAGCUUGUGGAAUCAAGAAAAAACGAUCUUUGCCCAUAAGAGUUGGAAAACAAAGGUUGAAACGUGAACUUCUUUACCGUCCACUUACAAUGACUGAAAUGAUGGAUUAUUGCUGCAAAUUUGGUUGCACAAUUCGUGAUUUAUUACCGUAUUGUGAUCCAUUUGGUGGUUGGAAUGCUUGA